Molecule: messenger RNA, 2214 nt
Organism: Histoplasma mississippiense
Lineage: Eukaryota; Fungi; Ascomycota; Eurotiomycetes; Onygenales; Ajellomycetaceae
Exons: 6
Coding region: 1-2214 (737 amino acids)
Molecular function (GO): glycosyltransferase activity
Source: RefSeq, a predicted model, not a curated record
AUGUUCCUAAAGAAGCACAUCACCGAAGCCGAGUCGCUGCCAGAGCGCCACACGCCGCGCCUGAAGCCGUAUGUCGAUAUGAUCAUCUCUGCGUUCCAGGACCGCCGUUUCCAGCGGCGCACCUCUGUGUAUCAGAAGCGCGACCUGCAGGACCGGGUUGCGAAGAAGUCGUGGACCGGGCCGCCGUCGGAGACAAUCUACGGCGGCAUCUCCGUCUGCUCCAACGACAACAACGAAGUCGUCAUCUCCCUUGCGGUCCGCGACACGACGUACUUCCUCGACUUCUCCGAGCACCGCUUCCCCAUCGACGAGCGCGCCCACCCCUCCGCAGACGUCAUCACCGACUUCGUCCUGCUCGAGCUGCGCCGCUACGAGCACGAGCACCUGGAGAAGUUCGUCGGUAUGGCUCUCCCGCGCGAGCUGGCCGAGCGCUGUCCGCACCUGUGUCCGCGUCUGUGGCGCGAGCUCGACAUCGUGCCCCUCGUCCUGCACGGCAAGGGCGUCCACAGCGUCGGCUGGAUUAAUCGCGAGUACUGGGAUACGAAGACGCUGGAUGAGCAGGCGGAGUCCGUGGCGCGGAAGUGUAUUACUUUCUUCGGACCCAACAAGGCGCCGCUACUGCAGGUGGGGUAUCGCGGGUGUGUGGAGGUUGAUUGUGGCUUCCAUGCUGUGCUGGCGACGCUGCCGGAUUAUGAGCUGACGGUUGGCUCGCGGACGUGGAACUCGGUGCUGAGGUACGCGGAGGACCUGAAGAAACGCAAGGUCAAGGUUGCGUUUUUCAGCGCCACGCCGCAGGGCGGUGGUGUCGCGCUGAUGAGGCAUGCGUUGGUGCGAUUUGCGGAAGCGCUAGGGGUGGAUUUCAAGUGGUACGUCCCCCGUCCCCGCCCGGCCGUCUUCCGCAUCACAAAGACAAACCACAACAUCUUCCAGGGCGUCUCCAAGCCCGACGAGCGCCUCACAGAGGAAAACAAGGCCGCGCUCACAGACUGGAUAGUCGGCAACGCCAAACGCUACUGGCUCGGCAAGGGCGGGCCGCUGUGCGCCCCUCCAGAAGGCGGCGCGGACAUCAUCGUCAUCGACGACCCGCAGAUGCCCGGCCUGAUUCCCCUGAUCAAGGAAGUGACGCCCCUACGGCCCGUCAUCUACCGCAGCCACAUCCAGAUGCGCAGUGAUCUGAUUGCGGACCCGACGACGCCGCAGGCGGAAGCGUGGAAUUAUUUCUGGGACAGCAUCAAGUGCGCGGACCUGUUCAUCAGCCAUCCUGUCGCGAGCUUUGUGCCGCAUAUGGUGCCGCCGGAGACGGUGGGGUAUUUGCCGGCGUCGACGGACUGGCUCGAUGGGUUGAAUAAGCCCAUGGACGAUUUUGACGUUGGCUAUUAUGGCCGUAUCUUCAAUGCGAAGUGUCGCGAGAUCGGCAUGACAACCAUAGAUUUUCCUGACGAUGAGUACAUUGUCCAAAUCGCCCGCUUCGACCCAUCAAAGGGCAUCUUCGACGUCCUCGACUCGUACGAGAAAUUCCGCGUUCUCUUCGCGGAAAAGUGCCCCAAGGACGAGAAACCCCCGAAACUGCUGGUCUGCGGGCACGGCUCUGUUGACGACCCGGACGGCGUGGCCAUCUACGACGCCGUCAUCGAGCACAUCGAGGACAAGCUCCCGCACCUCAAGCCGUCCAUCUGCGUCAUGCACAUCCCGCCGUCCGAUCAGAUCCUCAACGCGCUCCUCUCCAAGGCGCGCGUGGCGCUGCAGCUCUCCACGCGCGAGGGCUUCGAAGUCAAGGUCUCCGAGGCGCUGCACAAGGGGAAGCCGGUCAUCGCGACGCUGGCCGGCGGCAUCCCGCUGCAGGUGCAGGACGGCAAGAACGGCUUCCUCGUCGAGGUCGGCGACACCGACGCCGUCGCCCAGCACCUGUUCGCCCUGUGGACGGACGACGAGCUGUACUACCGCCUCAGCAGCUGGGCGGCCGACAGCGUCAGCGACGAGGUCAGCACCGUCGGCAACGCGCUGUCCUGGCUGUAUCUGGCCAGCGAGCUGUCGAAGGGCAGGCCCGUGGCGCCCCGCGGGCGCUGGAUCAACGAUCUAGCCCGCGAGGAGGCGGGGGAGCCGUAUGGCCGGCACGAGAAUCGGUUGCGGAGGACGCUGGGCCAUGAUAAGGGGGUUGGGGGUGCGGAGUUUGGGCUGUGCUUGGGGAAGUCGAGGCAUGCGGGGGGGAAAUAG